Anthonomus grandis grandis is the source of this 1407-nucleotide messenger RNA. RefSeq lists its product as uncharacterized. Gene Ontology annotation, molecular function: protein dimerization activity. The record is from RefSeq and is a predicted model, not a curated record. NCBI's taxonomy places the organism in Eukaryota, Metazoa, Arthropoda, Insecta, Coleoptera, Curculionidae. The transcript is spliced from 5 exons.
AUGCGGGAGUACGAAGAUAAAAGCACAACACAAGAACAAUCUGUGCACAUGUACGAAACGUCAAUAGGAUUAGGUAAUCGUGUGUCGAAACUCAUCUGGAUGUCUGUUAAAAAAGCACAAUAUCUAUUUAAUUCGGCUGAUCAUUUAACAAAUCUAAUUAAAAGUUGUUUUCCUGACUCGAAAAUUGCUCAGGGAAUGUCACUAGGAAGAUUUAAAGCGACUCAAGUUUCUAAAAAUGUUAUUGGUGCCUGUGCCGAACAAGAAAUAAUCUCUUAUUUAAAGGGCUCCAAAUUCAGUCUGAUUAUUGAUGAAUCUACUGACAGUUCAUCAGUUAACACUUUAUGUAUAUGCGUGAGAUUUUUCCAUCCUAAAAUCUGUAAAGUUGAUACUCUUUUCUGGAAACUUUUGCAAAUUCUCUCUGGGGAUGAACCUGAGGAAGCGGAUCAAGGUGCUACUAGCCAGAGGCUAUAUGAGGAAAUAGUAACACUCCUAUCGCAAAAUGGUAUUCCUCUUAAAAUAAUGAUUGGUUUUGCAUCGGACGGCUGUAAUACCAUGUUUGGUAGUAAAAACUCCGUGGCAAACAAAUUAGCUAACGAUAUCCCGGGAUUAAUGCUUCAGAAAUGUCUGGAACAUCGUCUUAUAUCCAGCGAGAAAAUAAAUAUUGCUCUUGAUAAAUUCGAGAUAAAAAUAUUUUAUAUUUUUUUGUAAAGGGUUCUACCUAAAUUUUUCGACCUUAACAAAUAUUUUCAGAGUGAAAAAGGGGUAAUUUUAAAUUUACACAGAAUAAAAAAACGGUAUAAUUUCGAAGAUCCUGUGCUAAGUAAGUUGCCCAUCUUAACUUUAAAUAGUAUCAAAAAGGGCAAUGAGACCACACUUUUACCGCUGAUGAAAUCUUUACCUCAAAUUUGUGAACUUCAAAACACACAUCAAAUACAAAAAACUGAUGACCAGUGGAGAAAAUUACAAAUUUACGAAGAUCUACCGGAAUCCAAGGAAGUUGAUGAGUUUUUUUAUAAACUAAGUCAGGUAAAAGAUUUUAGUGGAGAAUUCAUAUUCCCCGAUUUGUCCAAGUUUGCACUAAAUGUGCUGUCACUACCGCAUUCAAGUGCCAGUUGUGAAAGGCAAUUUUCAAAGGUGAAUUUAAUAAAAACUAAUGCAAGAAAUAGAAUAAUAACGGAUACAUUAAAUGGUCAUAUGUUAUCUUCCCAGAAAGUUCAUCUAGAACAAAACUGUUUUAGAUUUAAUCGUAGUGAAAAAAUGUUGAGAACUAUGACGUCAGCCACACUUUAUCAGAAUAAAGCUGCGACAAAAGAGAAAGAAACUAACGCAGAAUCUGAAGACGAUGACAUAAUUUUUGAUGAAUGUUAACCAUAUUUUAAUUCAAAUUUUGUGAUAUUUAGGAAAUAA